ACACUUUUAAUCCUUAUCGCUUGCCGUAGUCGAUGCUAGCGUCAUGGCGCCUGUCAUCUCAAAACUUUUGACAUGACAAACUUUUACAUCAACUUUACUGACAGCUACUUUCGGUUCGCUUCAUAUCACACCUUUAUAAACUGAGUCGGACAAGAGAUCAAAGGAACACAACAGAAAAAACAACACGACAGUCAAGAUGUGAAUAUUUCUGCCUGCUUAGCGUCACUUUGUGCAAAGAUGCUUCGGUCGUAGCUAACGGUUGUUAGCUAGUUAGCCGAACUUAGUUUGGCAUCGUAACGUAAUGUCAUAACGGUUAGUAAUCCCGCUCAUUACUGUGCCUGUUUUUAGCUUCGGUUAAUUAGCCUUUCAUAUCAAAAUGUUUCGUUUCCUACGCUACUGGGUCAGCCACUGUCUCCAUGCAGCGAUGACCCGGCUGGAGGAGGUCAAUGGAGAGGUGAGCAUGUGGUCAUCUGUCCGGUGGCUGGGCUACCUGUCCGGGCUCAACCUGCUGCUCGCGCUGAGUCUGGGGCUCUACGCCCGGUGGGAGAGGACCGCGGACACCACCUUCCUUGUCAUCUUCGUUUUGGCUCUGGUUGUCCUCGGAAUAGCGAGUGUGGUGUACUACUACUUCAACAUGGAGAGGGUGAGCCUCAGUCUCAUCCACCUGUGGUUCGGGUUCCUGCUGGGGCUGCAGUGUUUCCUCAACAGCCCCGGGGUGCAGAGCGACAUGAAGGAGCAGGUGGCCAACUACCUGCUGCUGGCCAGCGUGGGUCUGAGGACGUUGUGGGCGCUGCUGGAGAGGCUCUUCGGAUGCACCAGGUACCGUCCCGCCUUCCUCACCUCGGCAGAGAGGCUGGAGCUGCUGGGCUUUGCCAUCGCCAGCAUGGCGCUGCUCGCCCAGAAGUCCCUGAGUGUGAUGGUGCUGGUGGUCGCGCUGGCCACAGUCAUGAUCGCCCUCCGGAUGAAGGCUCUGCUGGCUCUUCCCAACUUGAUCUGCUUCGCUGUCAUCACCGCCUUGCUGUUCUUCGAGUCUCUGAGCAUCACCAUCAACCCUUUCGCCCUCACCUGCUUCUUCAGCCAGCUGAUCUGCGACCCCCUGCUGGAUGUGUACUUCAGCGGGCUGUCUGUCACCGAGCGAUGGCAGCCUUUCCUGGUGUGGCGGGGUCUGUGGCGCCGGCUGUCCCUGCUGCCUCUGCUGGGGGUGGAGGUGACCUUCAUCAUUCUGGCCGCUCGGAAGAUGAGACACGUGGACCAGUGGUACCUGGUGAUCCCGGGCUUUGUGGUCUGUGUGCUCUUCUGGGCCAUCUGCCACAUGGUGUUUGUCAUCACAGUGUGGGGCUUUCACACCAAGCUCAGUGAAUGCCAGAGGAUGUGCUUGUCCCAGGGGUCAGGGGUCAGCAGCCUGGACAAAGUGAUGGCCUCUAAAGGCAUGAGACAUUUCUGCCUGAUCUCUGAACGCCUGGUGCUCUUAUCUCUGGUGUCGACUGUGGCUGUUGCGGCUUUUUGUUGGCAGGCCUCCAGCAGUGUCUUUGUGAGCGUGUUCCUGCUCGUCCUGCCGCUGGAGUCUCUGUUCCACGGCCUUUUCCACGAGUUGGGGAGCAGCCUGGGAGGAACGUGUGUGGGCUACGCAGUGGUCAUCCCCACCAACUACUGCAGUCCUGACGGCCAGCCCAUGCUGCUGCCUCCGGGCCAGGUUCAGGAGUUGAACCAGCGCUCCACAGGCAUGCUGAACAACGUGCAACGCUUCUUCGUCCACCACCUGAUCGAGACUUUUGGCUGCGACUAUUCCACCAGCGGGGUGAGCCACGACGCUCUGCAGGCCAAGAUCAAAUCCUUCCUGGAGCUGCGCACAGCAGACGGGCCGCGCCACGACACCUACGUCAUCUUCUACAGCGGGCACAGCUACGGCUCCGGGGAUUGGGCGCUGGCAGGAGGGGACACUCUGGGUCUGGCUCAGAUCUUGGAGUGGUGGAAGGAGAAGAACGGCAGCUUCUGCUCGCGCCUCAUCUUAGUGCUCGACUGUGACUUCUCGCUGCCGUGGGUGACGGAGGUCAGGAAGGUGGAGGGUCUGUACGUGGCCGUGCAGGGAGCGACGCUGGCCCGAGUGAGGGACGUGGAGCUGCAGGACCCCCCGCAGCUCGGAGACUUCACCGCCCAGUGGGUGGAGUAUAACUGCAACUCCCACAGCAGCACCCAGUGGUCCGAGAGGGGCCGGCCUGUCUCUGCUGUGUACGGCAUCUCCAAACACUGGAGCGACUACACGCUGCACCUGCCCACAGGAAGUGAUGUCACCAGCCACUGGAGCCUGUACUUCCCCCGGGUCACCUACCCGGUGGUGCAGUUGGCGCUGUGGUGCGGGGGGCUCAACGUGCUGUGGCUCUGCAGCGUCUGCCUGCGAUGUCUCAAGAGAGUCAAACUCAACUGGUUUCCCCCGGCGAUACUGGACACCGGGCAGGGCUUCAAACUGGUCCGAUCGUAGGAAUAUAAACAAAGCUUUUCUACUAUCAGAAUAUAUUUUAAACUGUGUUUUCUAAGAGUGAAUGAGUGUCUUUCCCCAAAAAAGGCAGCUGUUGUUUUGCUAACCAGUAUCCUGUAAGUUACUGAAGAUUAAUUACCCAGUUACUGAUUGGUCAGUGUGAAAUGUGUCUUUUUAAUACCUGAUUUGAUAUACUGCAGUUUUUCUAUUAAUGUGUAUUUAAGCUUUGAGUUAAAGAUCUUAACGUCCCUGUUGAAAAGACAUGUCAAUGUGUGGCACAAUAACUCUGUUUUGCACCUUUUUGCAUCGAAAUGGCUGUCUGACCAGAUUCCACAUAGAUUUUUGUAAAUGAUAUUAACAGUCGUGCCUUUUACAAGAACAUCCAUCUCUAAAAGUGUAUUUAUUGUCGUUUACCAAAGAGGCUGUUGUACAUUUUCCAAUUAUAGAUCCCAGGCAUAAAGCAUUUAAGCAGUCUAGAGAAGUUUCUAGAAUUUAAAUUUUGAUUGUGAAAUGAUUCCUGUGCUAUGCAUUUUACACUCCUAGCUCUGAGUAUAUUCCAUGCACUGCUUUGGGUCUUUUGUAAUGAAUGCUUUUGUUUUAUCAAUACUCGCCAGCUGCUUCAGGGAGUCCAGAAAGAUUUGUGUACUGUACUAUUGAAUGCACUACACACAGAGAUGUGUGCGAACUGCGCUAUUUAUGUCAUAAAACAAAGGAGUUAAAUGCAUCACUUGAUGAGAUCCAUUUUCUUCCUGGAGUUUACCACAGUUCAAUGGCUAUGCAAGAUUAUUCAGGUGAAAGUGAAACUAUGCAAUAAAGAAGAAGUGGGACUUCACUGCUCAAAU
Messenger RNA from Gymnodraco acuticeps, 3318 nucleotides. It is a transcript of the gene tmem168b, whose product is annotated as transmembrane protein 168b. The record is from RefSeq and is a predicted model, not a curated record. The transcript has 4 exons. Lineage: Eukaryota; Metazoa; Chordata; Actinopteri; Perciformes; Bathydraconidae. The coding region runs from base 377 to 2479 and encodes 700 amino acids.